This is a messenger RNA of Ruditapes philippinarum (Manila clam), 3001 nucleotides long. RefSeq lists its product as uncharacterized. Bases 47 to 1150 code for a protein of 367 amino acids. Lineage: Eukaryota; Metazoa; Mollusca; Bivalvia; Venerida; Veneridae. The transcript is spliced from 4 exons. The record is from RefSeq and is a predicted model, not a curated record.
GCUCCGUUAGUUGAAUUUUGUGAAACAUUGUGAAAAUCAAGUAAAAAUGAUUUCAAUCUGUUUUGAAAAUGUGCUGUUUCUUUCCUUGUGUCUAUCGAUUGCUGAAGCUUCGUCAUUUUGGGGAACAUCUUCGAAGGUAGAUUGUAGUGUGACGCUAUGGUCUACCUGGAGUUCAGCUAACAGUGUCGGACAGCAGACGAGAAUAAGGCGAGUAAUGCGUUACCCCCAAAAUGGCGGAAAGGAAUGUCCGUCCCUUUCAGAAACCAGAGUAGAUUCAGCGGAUUGUACAGUUACACCUUGGUCAACAUGGAGCGCAAACUUUGGGUUUGGACAACAAUCACGAGUGAGAACCGUCAUAACACAACCUAUUGGAUCAGGGAAACAAUGCCCAACCCUUGAGGAAAUCCGAUACACUGGUAGAUAUCUAGGUGUUAAUGAAACGGGAAAAAAUUUCCAAGACUUCUUUGUGCGACCUAAUGGGCAACAUGUAACAAAGGGAAAACGAUCAACCCAAACUCCAAACUUACCAAGGGAUUUAGUGAUCAUUAUGGACAGUUCAGGAAGUAUUGGCAGGGUGGAUUUUGAAGUUGCAAAAGAGCAAACCGCCAAACUUAUUGCUCUGUUAUGUCCUAAUGCCCCGUUUAAUAAGAUUGCCGGGUCACCCUAUCAAUAUAACCAAGCCGCUAUGUUGACAUACUCAACGUAUGUGGUUGAAAACUUUGAUUUCAAUACAUAUAAUACCACAGCCAGCAUUCAGAAUGCCAUUAACAGUGUCAGAUAUGUAGGAAGGGGUACAAACACCAACAAAGCGUUUGAUCAAGCAAGGGGCCUUCUCCAGCCGAGUAAAGGUGUAAGGGAUUCAGCACGUGCUAAACGCGAGGUACUUAUUCUAACUGACGGAAGAUCUAACAGUCAAUCGUUAACUCUGGCUGCGGUUAAAAAACUUACAUUAGAGGCGGAUGUAUACGGUCUUAUGAUAGGAAGCUUCACAAUCGAAGGGAUCAAUGAACUCACACAAUACGUUUCAUCUCCAGCAUAUCAGCAUUUGUUUGCUCUUCCGAGUUUCAAAGAACUUAAAUAUCUAAUAGACUUCAUUAAAACCGGAAAGAUGAUGAACGGUGCAAAUUGGUGUGCACCAUUUAACCCGUAAAAUGUGGGACACAUUUUAGAUACAUAAAGCUAUAUGUAAUGAACACUUCAUACACAUUAUCAAACACAAGAUAUGACAUUUAUAACCUUUUGGUCAUUUUUGAAUUAUUUGUAGUAUUUAAUAUCUAUGUAAUUCAAAAUACUUGAAUAUUGUUCAUAAACAAAAUAAGAUGUUAUUUUGGUAGGUUUGGUGAUAAUUUAAAGUUUAUAAAGCUAUAUAUCUGCUGCAAAAAAUAUCAUUUUUAUUUAAAAUAUGAGAAUUUUUUUCUAAAAUGUUUGUUUUGAAUUAAAAUCGUUGUAAAUUAUCUUAAAAGGCAAAUGACGGAUGCACGAAAUCAUUUGCCAAAUAAAAUUGCUGGAUAAAACCCUAUUUAAAUAGCAAAACAAUUAUUUUGUUCCGCAACAUUGUAUUAUGUUUACGUGCAAUAUUCAUGUGUGUUAGAUAUAACAGGAAGAUAAUAUGUUACUCAACCUACAACAUAAUUUUACUGUUUUAAAUUUCUAUAAACCAUAUUUCAUAAGAAAUAGCUUUUUUACCCUUUAACGUAUGCCUCAAAGGUUUCAAAUAAAACUUAAUUAUUUCGUAAUUCUAUGUCUGUGCAUUCUGUAAUCAUUUUAAGCUAUCAUUUUUUUAUGCAAUCAUUUUAUUACUAUCCAGAGAAAUCAAUUAUAUUGCUUUAUAAAACUGAAAGCAACACAGCUGCUUAUUUUCAUGAAAUAAUGAUUUUUUUGGCUAAACAUUAUUAUUUUUAUUGAACACAUAAAAUCAUUGAAACUAGUAUGUCAACAGCGAUUAUAUUAAAUGUAUCUCAUAGAUUUAAAUAUAACUCUGACAUCAUUGGAACCCAGAUAUAUACUAAUAAAGGAGCAAAUAGGAAAGCGUUGUAUAAAUUGUAGGUAUUCUAAAUUGCUUAAAUUCGCUCAGCCAUCAAUGGGCAUCUUUUCAAUAUGUAUUUAAAAUAUUGAUUGAUACAAAAGAAAAGUUUUAUGUUGAUAUUUAAAAAAAAAUUCUUGGAAGAAAAUGUUUGAUUAUGACCAUGUAUGUGACUUUAUUAUUAUUUUUGGUUCAAUUAUCAGCUUUAAAUUAAAAAAAAAAUCCGGGUCUCCGUAUCUCACACACCACCCAUCUAUAAUUCUUUCGUGGUUCUUUGCCACGAAUAAUUCAAAUACUAUCAAAUAAUUAUGUAUGGUAUAUACAGAAAUUACAGAGCUUCCAAAACUAAUUUCUAAAUACAGUCAUAUGAAACUUUGUUUGUUAAUCUCGAGGCUUACAGCUUUGAUGGGAGAACAUUAAAUGCUGAACUUAAGGAACAGAGAAAUAAAAAAAGAAUUGCUACAAUGAAUCAUCACCAAGUCGAAUCAAUAUUUAGAUAUUUUAUAUGUACAGACUAAAUGCAACCGAGUCUGAAAUUUUAUUUAAUUUUGUUUUGAUUGAUGCUUCCGACCUCUUUAUCCACUUUGUUUUAACUUACAAAAUAAGCAGUAUAAUAGUCAUGAUUAUGAAGUUUCAAGAAUGAUAGUUUAGACGAUAUAUAUUUUGAAGCGCUUUAUUGAUCAUUCUGUAUCAGUAUCUUUAUUCCUUUCAGUAAAAUAUAAUAGCCUAUUGUUAAGAUUGUUCUAAUUUUUUCUUCCCUGUUAACUGUAGAACAUGAUUUGUUAUUGACAAAUAUGCAUUUGCAAUUUAUCUGUUUAAUUCAUAACCUGGAGAGAGAGAGAGAGAGAGAGAGAGAGAGAGAGAGAGAGAGAGAGGGAUUAUAAGACUAUUAUUAAUAAUAUCGUUAGAACAUUCCCUCUGCUAAAACGAAAUAAAUAUAUGUAAGGUUUAAAUGCACGAUGUUACCCGGAUUGUAUU